Molecule: messenger RNA, 579 nt
Organism: Striga hermonthica
Lineage: Eukaryota; Viridiplantae; Streptophyta; Magnoliopsida; Lamiales; Orobanchaceae
Source: the annotation of a GenBank genome assembly
AUGGAAGGUGAAAAACCAGAGUUUGAGGGAUCUGAGAUUGAGUAUGUGAGCUAUAGCGGGGAGCAUCACCUGCCGAUGAUUAUGAAUCUAGUGGACGAGGAGCUCAGCGAACCCUAUUCCAUCUUCACCUACAGAUACUUCGUCAAUCUCUGGCCCCAUCUCACUUUUCUCGCAUUCCAUAAGGGGAAAUGUGUGGGGACGGUGGUGUGCAAGAUGGGAGACCAUCGCCAUACUUACAGAGGAUACAUCGCCAUGCUCGUUGUUCUCAGCCCUUACAGAGGCAGAGGCAUUGCAACUGAAUUAGUGACCAGGUCGAUCAAAGUGAUGAUGGAAUCAGGCUGUGAGGAGGUGACAUUGGAAGCAGAAGUUACAAAUAAAGGAGCACUCGCGCUUUAUGGCCGUAUGGGGUUUAUUAGAGCCAAGAGGCUUUUCCGAUACUACUUAAACGGAGUUGAUGCUUUCAGACUGAAACUAUUGUUUCCACGUCAAGAACCCAGUUAUUCUGAAUCUGGGGUUUUAACCAUGGAUGAGGGGGCCCAUGGUGGCAGGAUGCAACCUGAAGAAAGUACUGCUCCGUAG